GGAAGAUCAUUUUAGUGUUGACACACCUUGAAUGAUGCUGUAUAAAAACCUGUUUGCAGAAGGCUUAUGAUCAGAGUUAAGAGAAACAUCAACGGCGCAAACAUGUGGGCAGAAGAUGAUUUGGGUCCAGGUGCUGCACCAUGCCUUCAAAGCCUCACUGAACCAUCUGAAGAUGGAGUCUACACAAUGUAUCAUGGCACAUCUAGAGAAGCUGCAGCAGUUAUCCUCAGAGAGGGCUUUAUCCGUUCUCCCAAAGGCAUGCUCGGGCCUGGUGUCUAUCUCAGUCGAGAUCUUAAAAAGGCCUCCAGAUACCCUCUGAAUCUACCUGACCAUGAAAGAGUGAUUAUAAGAGUCAAGGUUAGAGUUGGAAAAGUGAAAAAGAUAGACUCUCAGACGCACCCAAUGCGAACAACCUGGCAUCAAAGUGGGUAUGAUACUGCCUGGUGCCCUCCAAAAUGUGGCAUGGUGCGAAGUGGUCUUGAGGAAGACUGUGUUUGGGAUCCAAAAAGAAUCACAGUCAUUGAUGCAAUCUACCCAAAAUAAGUUGGUGUUUUAAAUUAAGAGUCAUUUUAAAUGUUAUACUUACUGUUUAAAACAAACUUCAUGUUUUUAAAAUGAUGUUCAUAUUGUACCAAAUGUUCUGACCUUGAAAUGUGUACAAACAAAUUAAACAUCCUUCUGGCAUAUA
Misgurnus anguillicaudatus (oriental weatherfish) is the source of this 688-nucleotide messenger RNA. Lineage: Eukaryota; Metazoa; Chordata; Actinopteri; Cypriniformes; Cobitidae. The record is from RefSeq and is a predicted model, not a curated record.